AUGUUGCAACAUAUACGAAGCGCGUUGAUUGAGAAACUUGAGGAACAACGGGAAGAUGAACCUUACUGCAAAGUUCAAUGGUCAGACACAAAAAAAAUUGAAAUUAUUCCACAAAAAUACAUUCAAUUAGCACCAUUAGAAACUGUUCGUACAAAUGUAACUUACACUAUUUUUAUCGAUGGUUCUAGACGUUAUGGAACAGUUCUUAUGAUAGGUACGAAACAACAGUGUGAAUCAAGUCAAUACAGACAUGCACUUCAUGGAUCAGAUUCUCCUGUUAGAAAAGGUUCUGAUCAGCCUGUUGAUGAUGUGAUGUUAAUGAGAAUUAUUGGAAAAUUAAUAAAUCAGACUAGUUCCAAUGAUUCGCAUAAAACUGAAGAUGUUCAUGAUGCUGAAUGUGCAUCUUGUAAAAUGAAACCAAUUCGUCAUGUUGAUCGAUAUCAUUGUUUAGAAUGUCCACCAUCGUCAAACUAUGAUUUAUGUGGACGUUGUUUUGAGAAACGUCGUGAAACAGAACAUCACUCUAGUGGUCAUGCUAUGGUCCAGUUUAAACUACCUAAUGAAUUCUUAGGUAUACCAGUUCAUAAUGUUAAUAAUGAAGUUACUUUACAUAAAUUAAAACACUUAAGUACUCUUCAAAAUGAACAUCAUAAAGGAAUCAAAUGUGAUGGCACUUGUCAACAAAAACAUUUUUAUGGUUUACGUUUUAAAUGUGAUACUUGUCCUAAUUAUAACCUAUGUGAAAAAUGUGCCAUUGAAAAGCAUAUUUGUACAAAAUCACAUGAAAGAAAUCAUCCAAUGAUUUUAACUUCAAAUAGUGUUAUACCAAAAGUUGAUCCAACUGAUAUUGAGUUUGGAGAGGUUUUAGGUCGAGGAGGAUUUGGAUAUGUAUGCAGAGCAGUUUGGCGACCAAAGAAUCGUGAAGUUGCUUGUAAAGUAAUUGAAGUUUCUGGUGCAUCAACCAGUUCUCACACACUGCAACGAAGUUUUCUUCUUGAAUUAGCUGCUUAUCGAGAAUUAUCAGGUCCAUAUAUUCUUAAAACAUUUGGUUUUGCUACUAAUGAAUUACCCGCAACUCGUCAUCGUGGCUUAACAACACAAUUUAUGAUUCUAAUGGAACUGAUGGGACGUGGAAGUUUACAAGAUCUUCUUGAGAAUGAACCACAUAAAAUAUCUUUAAGACGUAAAGUAGCAUGGGCUCGUCAAGUAGCAUCAGGCAUGAGACGUAUUCAUCAGCAUGGAAUGGUACAUCGUGAUAUUCGACCUGAUAAUAUUCUUAUAAAUGAUGAUUAUGUUGCUAAAAUUGGCGACAUGGGCAUUGCUCGAGUUAUUGAUCCUAAUGGUCAACAAACUCAAUUAGGAUGUUUACAAUUUAUGCCACCUGAAUUUUUUCAUGAACAAUCCGAAGGACAUAUCAGAUGUGACGAGAAAUUAGAUAUUUAUACAUAUGGUUUAACAUUAAACCAACUAUUUACAGAAAUAAUGCAUGAUUUUCGUUUAAAUCGAGCAACAUCACGUAUAAUAAUCACGAAACCAAGUCCAGUUUUUUAUGAUGAAAUUAUUGUAAAGUGUUUAGAAACUGAUACUAAACAAAGACCUACAGCAAUUGAAAUUGAGAAAACACUUGAAGUAUAUGAACAAGCAUUUAGCGAAACAAUGUUAAGUGACGCUUAUACUCGAAUGAAUACAAAAGAAAAAGAUAAAGUUUUUCUUGAAUUUUAUCAAACAAAUAAGCAUCAUAUUCAACGGUUUCUUAAAGACAACUUUCCUCAACAAUUCAUGAGAGAAAGUCCAGUUAAAGUUGCAGAUAAACAACAACAACCACCACCAACUCCAACAUUUCGUGACGAACAAAAUAAAGACAAUUGCCGUGUCAAUUAA
This is a messenger RNA of Adineta steineri, 1881 nucleotides long. NCBI's taxonomy places the organism in Eukaryota, Metazoa, Rotifera, Eurotatoria, Adinetida, Adinetidae. The record is from the annotation of a GenBank genome assembly.